Molecule: messenger RNA, 3797 nt
Organism: Orbicella faveolata
Lineage: Eukaryota; Metazoa; Cnidaria; Anthozoa; Scleractinia; Merulinidae
Product: kelch-like protein 18
Molecular function (GO): protein binding
Source: RefSeq, a predicted model, not a curated record
GACAGGCAACUUCCUGUUCAGAAGUUCUUUGCUGAAAGUAUUAGGAAACUACCGUUUUUCUUCAGUGUAAAAUGAUAGUCCAGUGACAGAAAUAGUGACUGUUUCGAUGAAAACAUUUUUUUCAUGUUAAUGUUUUUUCAAGGUUUUUAAAAACUUCGUUAGCAUGCGCUUGGCUAGAAAGUUUGUUAUUUGCGCCAGCUGCGCGUUCGAAGUUAGUUUCAUUGAUGCCGGCUUCGUUUUAAUAUCGCGAGUGUGUCGUACGAAGAGGAGAACGGCGAAUUUACUGAAGGUCGUCUUGCUGCGUUUCUAAAAUCCUGUUAAUACAUUCCGAAGACAACAAGUCCCUCAUUGUUUCACAUGAAAGACUUCAAGUAACAUAUCGUAUUUCACUAAGCAUCAAUGCAGUAUCUGACUCGUCUCCAGUCGUCUUUUGAGAGGUCUGAGUAAGCGACAUCCGAGGAAGUCUGGAUGAAACACCUCAGGGCAAGGAGUGAAAAUCAUGGGUAGGAAGGAAGAGACUAUUUCCUUCCCCCCACCCCUCGGGCUCGCGCUUGCAACUCCCUCAUUUGUAUUCAAUGACUCUUUGAGAGGACUGGGGACGAGUCAGGAGCGGGAUAGCUUGCGCGAGCUUAUCUUCCCUCGCGCUAUUUUCUGAUUAGCUGAUUAGCCCUGACUAAAACAUCAUUUAGUACUACGAACUAGGGAACAAAAUAUUUGGAACUUCACUUAUUUUGACAAAUCAAGGAGCAACCCUUACUUUAAAAUCAACUAAGCAACUCUAAUGAUCUAAUUAAUGAUGACGCUCUCUCUUACCUUAAUUACGAACUUUACGUCAUAAUAGAGAACAGCGCGCGUUAUAAACUUAGUUUCAGAAAAGCUUGGUUUUUACGAUGUAGUCUCUAUGUCGGGAUAGUUUUAUGCGGCCUAAAAGACGAUUGCCUCAGAAAGCUCGUUUAAAAAGACAAGCCAUGGAGGAUAGUUUUGUCUUUUCGGACGAGAAAUACUCAAAAGAUGUCUUAAAGAGAUUAAGCGGGCUCCAAAAACAAGGCAUCAUGUGUGAUGUAACGAUUAAGAUUGACGACCAGGAGUUUCACGCCCACAGGAAUAUACUUUCUGCCAGCUCGGACUACUUUUUCGCAAUGUUCAACGGAAACAUGAAAGAGCGAAACCAGCGCGAGAUUACAAUCACUGGCGUCGACAAAGACAGCAUGAAAGUGAUCAUGGGUUUUAUUUACACGGGCGAGAUCAUAUUGGACUGGAAUAACGUCGAACCGAUUCUACAAGGUGCCAAUCUGAUGCUCGUGCAGUCUGUAAAAGACGCGUGCUCCCGUUUUCUUGAAAGCCGACUAAACGUCAAGAACUGCCUCGGCAUUCAGAGCCUCGCGGAGACUUACGCGUGUCAAAAAUUGUGGACGGUAACGAACAAUUUCAUCUUUCAAAAUUUUCCCCACGUUGCCGAGAAUGAAGAAUUCCUGAAUUUGGACGAGAAACAAAUCCAGGUUUUGUUACAAAGUGAUGAAAUUUCAGUGGAAAACGAGGAAAAGGUCUACGAAGCGCUGGUUGGUUGGAUCAACUACGAUCGCGAAAACAGACGGGAGUUCUUUCCCGUUUUAAUGGAGGAUGUUCGUCUUCCACUUGUUUCGCCGUAUUACCUAGUUGAUGUAGUUGAAAAUGAGGAACUCUUUAACUCCUCGCCAAGGUGUAAGGAACUCCUGCAAGAGGCGCAACAUUAUCACUUGUUACCAGAUCGACGUCAGCUAUUGGACAGCACGAGAACGAGGCCGCGAAAUUAUGAACGUUUUCACGAGAUUCUCGUCGCAAUGGGCGGCAAUGGAGACUACCAUAAUCAAAGCACUGUCUAUGGCUUCAAUGUAGUAACUCAGCUGUGGUCAGACUUGCCACGGUUUACAAAGGAUCGUGGGUAUCAUGGGAUCGCAAGCUUUGGCGGGCAACUUUACGUCACAGGAGGGUACUGCAAUAUCAAUUCUGAGACACUCGACAUAGCCCAGCGUUAUGAUGUGCGGCAGAAGGAAUGGCAUAACAUGCCCAACAUGCUGACACGGAGAAGCAAACAUGGAUCUGUUGAGGUAGACGGUCAUGUCUACAUAGUCGGCGGCUAUGACGGACAGAGCACGCUGAAUUCCCUGGAAUGCUACGGCUUUCAGUCCGCCAGAUGGCGUACGAAAGCUCCAAUGCCAACCAGAAGAAGGUGCAUCUGUGCAGUGGCUCAUGGGAAGUCCAUUUACGUCAUUGGUGGCCAUGAUGGAUCAAGUAUUUUGAACACCGUGGAGUGCUAUGAUACUGCAAGGGACACUUGGAAUUCAACUGAGGUCCAACCCAUGCGCGACAGACGGUCGUUCCCAAGUGCAGUUGUUACAGACGACGAAAUGUACGUCCUGGGUGGCUACGAUGGAAACGACACGCUCAGAUCUGUGGAGUGUUACAGCUUUACCACACUCGAGUGGACCCAGGUCCCUCCCAUGGGCACGCCCAGGUCCAACGCUGGCGCAUGCGUAUUCAAUAGCAAAAUCUACCUCGUCGGGGGAUGGGACGGGAUCAGUUUGAAUUCUGUGGAGUGCUUUGACGUGGGUACUCGCGUAUGGCAGCGCAUGCCUUCCCUUCCACGUCCGACAACUGGUGUACGGUGCUGUUUUUUAUCCUUCCAGUCUACGAACGAACAAAAGCCCAAGAGCAGGGGCAGUCGCGGCCAUAUGUGCAUUAUAUGCUGAUGGGUGUGGCACUGUAUCUUACUCUCAAAGUUAUCAUGAACUAAACCGUUCUUUUAAGCUGUGGUAUUUAUUACACGCGUUCGUUCGUAGACUGAAGAAUUGUCUGUCUUUUCUCGUAAACAAAGUUAAGUUAGCGUUUUGUCCUCGUUAAGCUGGCAACAACAGACACAAUCGAAUUGUUAUCGCUACAAGGAAACCUGGGCAGCUCUUGCAUUUUUAACACUGUGUUUAUUGUGAUUGUGGCGAACAAUAAGGUACAGACAGAAAUCUGGUCAAACUUCAACUAAUAAAAGGAAUACUCACUUACUUUUUAAUUUUAUCGAGAUAUUUUGCUAUAAACUCCCCUUUUUUUUUCUUAUAACACUAGGUGCACCCUAACUCUUUGUACUCUGGGCGGCAAGGACCUCAGGGUGUAGUCUCCCUACAUAGAUCUUUGUAGAGUCUUCCCCCCUCAACCCAAUCCUCUCCCUUAUGAAUACGAUAGUAAAGCUAGAAGCGCAAACAAGAUAGAAAAGACGAGUUUCCUUGCCUAGCCAACCAAAAACGUUUCUCGGCGUCACUAGCAAUUCCAAUUGAAAAGGUUACGAAAGUUUCUUCGGAGUUUCGUCGUGAGUUAACUCGAAAAUUUACAAUUUAGUUUAGUCUAGUCCAGUUCGAGAAAAUCAUUCAUGUUGGAACCAUCCGGGAAAUCACGACACUGUGACUGUGGACGGCCCUCGCCAACGGUUUUAUUUAAUAACAAUGAAGCGUCCUCUGUGUUCACUGUGCUGGCGCUGUUGGCCUGGGCGCCACCUUGAGAAUUACUAGCCUUAUUUUCACUCGUGAAGGUUUCAACUUGUUCUCUCGCCCUGCUGCUAUCAUUUUCAGUUGUCUGGGGUUUAUCUUCAGAGCUCGAAGCGCAAUCGAUUUUGUGUUCAUUGCUAGCUGCCAGUCCUUCAGUUCCAUUAUUAGAGAGUUCCUUUUCCGAGGUCUCCUCUUUGCAAUCUGUUGAUGCAGGCGCCUUGUUUGGAUUACAUGAAGCUAUACGUGCCUUGGAUUCUUUUGGACGAGACUGGCUCGUUCCUGAAA